This is a messenger RNA of [Torrubiella] hemipterigena, 1629 nucleotides long. The record is from the annotation of a GenBank genome assembly. Lineage: Eukaryota; Fungi; Ascomycota; Sordariomycetes; Hypocreales; Clavicipitaceae.
AUGGUCGAUACAAUAAACGAUAUGUCCAAGGGCCAGAAACAGCAAACAUUCGAAUCUGUACAAGCAGUCGACUCGCCCACUGCCUCUACUGCCAACAAGAAUUUAGACGACGGCGAGGCAAGCGAGAAUGGUCCUCUUCAGCUGGAGCCUUUGGCUACACGCAAGGCUCUUUGGGCAUGGCUGAUUCUCUGCUUCUCAACUGGCCCAACAGCAGGCAUGGUUAACAGCUACGUCACAGCAAGCAUCCAAUCCGCUGCAAACGCCGUUGGUCACGUUCCCGGCUCCAACAAACCAUGUGCUCGUCGCGGCGCCAUCCACUGCGUUGUCAAGAUGGGCGGCUACGAUGUCGACUAUCUCAGCUACCUCCUGUACCUUCGAGCCAUCAGCCGCGCAUGCGAAGGUGUCGUUUCCAUUUUAGUCUCCGGCGUAGCGGACUACUCCAACAACCGCAAGACCAUGAUGAUGUGCUCCAUCUACCUCUUUGGUAUCCUCGCCUUGCCCUUCGCCGGUCUCACCGGUAAUACGUACAACAGCCUCAACGCCCUCUCUACGCUCUACGUGGUGCUCGAAGUUGUGUCUGGCGUGUACACCGUCAUUGAAGCAUCGUAUAUCCCCAUCUUUAUGCGCUCGGUGGGCUUUUCCAGAAAGCGAAUCCGCCUCCAAGACGAACAGGAGGAGGAGAGAACCGAGUAUGCGCGCAAGACUUGGCAGCAGGGCAGUCGUGUUAGUGUGCUGGGCCUUGUAUCGGGCAACCUUGGUGCCAUUCUUGCGCUUCUGAUUGGCGUUAUUAUCACGUACUCGCGGGGUAGCUACGUAACAGAGGGAUACUUCAACUUUCUUCUCGCCAUUACCGUUGGAGGAUGUCUCACCAUUGUCUGCGCUAUCGCUGGGCACAUCAUGCUGCCGAGCAUUCAGGGUGCCAAACGCCCCGUAGGUAAAAGCAUCUUUCUACUACCUAUCCGAACCUGGUUUCAAAUCCUCGGCUCCAUUCGACAAUACCCCAACGCCUUCAAGAUCUGCAUCGGCUGGGUCCUCUGGAACACUGCCUACAGCAACUUUAUCCAACUUCUUGGCGCCCUCUUUCUUGAAUCGUCUGGCAUCCAGCGCGGAAGCAACAUUUACACCGUCUACUCCUUCAUGAUGGUCAUCUUUGCGUGUGUCGGCUCAUUGUCUUGGAUGUUUAGCUUCCGCCGCUCUCGCCUACACAUCAAGAGCUGGGCGUAUAUUUUCUUUGGCGUCAACAUCCUCUGCAUUUUCUGGGGAUGCCUUGGUAUUGCCAACAUUCCCAUUGGAUACAAGCACCAGGCAGAGUUUUGGGUCGCUGAUUUCUUGUUCAUGAGCACCAGUAGCGCCCUUCGCGCCCUCAAUCGUGUUCUCUAUGCCUCCAUCAUCCCAAAGGGCUCCGAAGCUGCCUUCUUUGGUCUUGAGAUUACGCUGGGUCUUGCCACCGGUUGGAUCAACCCGCUUGUGCAGGGCGUUAUCCAGAACAAUACGCAUAACUUGCGGUUCCCCAUGCUUCCAAACCUGCUUCUCAUGCUUGUUGCGCUGGGUUUGUACAUUUGGACGGAUGUUGACAAGGGCAUGCGCGACGCCGACACUACACUGACUGCAGCUGCUGAUUCCGAGUAA